Molecule: messenger RNA, 1006 nt
Organism: Periconia digitata
Lineage: Eukaryota; Fungi; Ascomycota; Dothideomycetes; Pleosporales; Periconiaceae
Source: the annotation of a GenBank genome assembly
CUUCCUUUUAUCCAAAAGCUUGACGCUUCUCUACCACCAUCAUGGUUGCCUUCUCCCAACUUGCCCUUGCGCUCUCCGCCGUCGUGGGCUCGCUUGCUGCCCCUGCCCCCGUUGCUGAGGCAGGUAUCGAUGCUCCCGAUUUCAACCUCAAUGGCGAUCGCUUGAUGCGCCGCCAGGACUACAACCAGAACUAUAAGACCAGCGGCAACGUCAACUUCUCGCCCACCAACAACGGCUACUCCGUUCAAUUCUCGAACGCCGGUGACUUCGUUGUCGGCAAAGGCUGGAGGACUGGAACUAACCGAAACAUUACUUUCCAGGGUCAGACCAGCGCGUCUGCCGGCACUGUUCUCGUCUCCGUCUACGGCUGGACCACCAACCCCCUCAUCGAGUACUACGUACAAGAGUACACCAGCAAUGGUGCAGGUAGUGCCCAAGGCCAGAAGGUCGGCAGCGUAACCUGCGAUGGUUCCGUCUACGAUAUCUGGAAGCACCAGCAGGUCAACCAGCCCUCCAUCCAGGGAACUUCCACCUUCUGGCAGUACAUUAGCAACAGGCAGUCCAAGAGGCCCGGCAGCGGAACCAUUACCACCAAGUGCCACUUCGAUGCCUGGGCUAAGCUCGGCAUGAACUUGGGCCAGCACAACUACCAGACCUUGUCCACUGAGGGCUGGGGCAACGCUGGAGGAAACUCUCAGUACACUGUCUCUGGUUAGAUCCAGAUAAAAGUUGCGACCGAUGCUGCAUAGCACGAAUGGUCGAGCUCUGUGAGCUGUUGGAUUUUCUUGGAGGAGCACACUCCUUACUUAUUUCUCUUAUCUUCUAUUCUUGAGUAUAUACUUUACCUUUUGACCUACGCGUCACCAACGAAUGCAUAUCUUCGCACCACCCAAAUGACCCAUUUCCAAGUCCAUUGAGGGAAGCACUUGAGCUGCCCAUGAGACUCGUUUACAGUGAAGACUGAUUGAAGACUGACCCUUUUCUCAAUGACGACCAAAGUCUUUUC